Messenger RNA from Rattus rattus (black rat), 2378 nucleotides. It is a transcript of the gene Ankmy2, whose product is annotated as ankyrin repeat and MYND domain containing 2. The record is from RefSeq and is a predicted model, not a curated record. Gene Ontology annotation, molecular function: protein binding. The transcript is spliced from 10 exons. NCBI's taxonomy places the organism in Eukaryota, Metazoa, Chordata, Mammalia, Rodentia, Muridae. Bases 193 to 1503 code for a protein of 436 amino acids.
AGCCCGGCUCGCUCAAGCUCGCCGCACCCGCCGGCCCCCAGCCGCGAGAUCUUGGCGAGUGCCGCUUCACUGGGCUGCUGCUCCGGCCUCGAGUUUCCUUGCUUUGGUCGUCAUCCACGACGCACACACGUCUCUGGUGUUUUUUAAAAACCUUUCCAAAGAAAUAGAAUAAGCGUCAAGCUGGCGGGAACGAUGGGUCACAUAAAGAAAGGCGAGCUGACCCAGGAGGAAAAGGAACUGUUGGAAGUGAUCGGAAAAGGUACCGUCCGAGAAGCCGGGACACUGUUGUCUAGUAAGAAUGUUCAUGUCAACUGCUUGGAUGAGAAUGGAAUGACUCCUUUAAUGCAUGCGGCAUAUAAGGGAAAACUUGAAAUGUGCAAAUUGCUUCUGCGACACGGAGCUGAUGUCAACUGCCACCAGCAUGUGCAUGGGUAUACGGCCCUCAUGUUUGCCGCACUGUCUGGUAAUAAAGACAUCACCUGGGCCAUGCUGGAGGCGGGCGCAGAGACGGACGUUGUGAACUCGGUGGGAAGAACGGCCUCCCAGAUGGCAGCCUUUGUGGGUCAGUAUGAUUGCGUGGCUAUCAUCAACAAUUUCUUCCCUCGAGAGAGACUCGAUUAUUACACCAAACCCCAGGGACUGGAUAAGGAGCCAAAACUGCCUCCAAAGUUGGCAGGCCCACUGCAUAAAAUCAUCACCACGACGAAUCUCCACCCUGUCAAGAUCGUGAUGCUCGUGAGUGAGAACCCUCUGCUGGCAGACGCAGCCGCUCUCGGUAAAUGCUACAAGGUGAUGGAUUUGAUCUGUGAGAAAUGCAUGAAGCAAAGAGACAUGAAUGAAGUGCUGGCUAUGAAAAUGCACUAUAUCAGCUGCAUCUUUCAGAAAUGCAUUACCUUCCUCAAGGAAGGGGAGAAUAAGCUGGAUGCCCUGAUCAAAAGCUUGUUGAAAGGCAGAGCGUCGGACGGCUUCCCAGUGUAUCAGGAAAAGAUCAUCAGAGAGAGCAUCAGGAAGUUUCCCUACUGCGAAGCUACACUCCUCCAGCAGCUGGUGCGAAGCAUCGCUCCAGUUGAAAUCGGUUCUGAUCCCACGGCGUUCUCUGUACUUACCCAAGCCAUCACAGGACAAGUGGGCUUCGUGGAUGUUGAAUUUUGUACCACCUGUGGAGAAAAAGGAGCGAGCAAAAGAUGUUCUGUCUGUAAAAUGGUGAUAUAUUGCGACCAGACCUGCCAGAAGACGCACUGGUUCGCACAUAAGAAGAUGUGUAAGAGUCUGAAAGAUGUUUAUGAGAAGCAGCAGACCGAAGCUGCCAAACAUAAGAGGCAGGAGGAAGCGAAUGCCAAUUCUAACCAUGUUAAUGAAGAUCAACCAGAGGCUGAAGUGGGUGUCUCUCACGAAGAUUCCACUCCUGGCGAGUCUGUGGAAAGGGAGGAGGAAGCCAGCAAGGAGGCUGAACUGGGCAGUGCACAGGACGCUCCUGCAGGGCCACAGCUGUCCGAGGAGUAGAAGCUGUCGACAGUGGCCAGCCUGGGUGGACUUCAUCCUGGCAGAUGGCUGCAGAACUCAUGUGAAUGUACCUUCAUUGGCCCUGACACUGCAUGGCACAGUGGCAGGAUUGCACAUCCCUAGAAUAGAGGCUUUCAAGCAAAGCUGCCUCCCACGCCAUGAUUUCCUGUUGAUUUCUGUUCUAUAAUUGGACAGGCAUUUCUGCGGAUAAAAAAAAUUUUUUUUUCAAAAUACCCCCAAACAAGUCCAUUCCUUUGCUGGCUCCCCAGUGAUUGUACACAAAGGAAAGUAAAUCACUUUAAAGAAGAAAUCUGGGUUCUAGGGAACAAAGAAAAGAACAGGGAAGAUGUGAAAGAGAAGUGAUGUUUAGGGAAGAAGGAAUCGUGGGCACAGAGAUGGGCAGUCAGAGAAACAAAACGUACCUGUGAAUGUUGUCCUGAAGUUGUACAUACAAAGCUAUCAUGAGGAAUUCUCCAUGUUCCUAAAGCUUUGUCAUAUACAGUUCAGCCUGCUGUAGUUUACAUAGGAAUUUUCGAGAGCACUUUGAACCCCGCGUUCCUUGCAGCGAUACUCUGCAUGAUUUGAACAAUCAGAAAGGUUGGAUCCAACCCUGGGUAGUCACCGUACACACUUCCUGUAGAGCCACCCCUGUACCAUACUCUACCCAGAAGACCAACUCUUACCUUCCCAUCAGCUUUUCAUGACCCUCCUCCUACCCAGAAACAGAUUUAUAGCUGUCAUUUCGAGAAUGUCCCAUUCUGCGUUUUCAGUGUAUGUGGCUUGUAAGCAAAGCGGGAGUGUCGUGUCUGAAGAAAGUGCUGUCUUUCCGUUUCCUCUGUUGGCUUUAAAAUAAAUCUACCUACAUACACAGUUCA